Ostrea edulis (European flat oyster) is the source of this 1153-nucleotide messenger RNA. RefSeq lists its product as uncharacterized. Bases 100 to 1026 code for a protein of 308 amino acids. The record is from RefSeq and is a predicted model, not a curated record. The transcript is spliced from 5 exons. Lineage: Eukaryota; Metazoa; Mollusca; Bivalvia; Ostreida; Ostreidae.
GUUAUCCAUCAGCAUCUGCAUCAACAAUAAUUCAUCAUUUUGUAGCCUAGAAGGCGUACUGUUCGCCCAUGAUACAAAUCACGCCAUCAUAAAAAGAGUAUGCCAACUCAAGACAAAGAAAGGACACACCAAAGAAACCAACAAACACUGCGACAGCGUGUUAAUCAUCACGAAGAGAAAUUACUGAAACAUUUACAGAUUCUUCAUUCCAUAAAACACAAUAACCAGUCGAUUCCACCACCAUCGCUGACAGCGCAAAUUACUGCUCAGCUACAAAAUGACGUUAUGGAAAACGGCCCUAUCAUGACAGCGGUGGUUGCUGGGGCCCUUUUAGGGCACAUGCUGACUGUCCUAAUAUUGAUACUCUGUCGGCUUUGCAAGAUGAAGCCCAGCGAUAAACCUGAAAACGAAGAUCCUGUUCGACAGGGAAAAGAGAGCAUAAACGAAGAGAAAGGAAAGCAGCGUUCCCACCAGUCCCUAAUGUUUGCUCCAUUACUUGCUGAUUAUAACAAGAAAUUUAAUGACACAGAUACCAGAGACGUAACACCUUCGCGUCUCUCCUUAAAGUCCGCACUUCCGGUUCUACCCAGCGUCAACAACGUUAUAACACAAAAGUACGGCCCACCUUCUCGUUACUCCAUUAAACACACACCAGAAUCUGUGAACAGUACCAACAAAGCUGUAGAUACCACAAAUAAAUGGUCGUUAAACCAACCCGACGUGUGUUUGAGUAACACUAAAAAGUUGAGCAACAAGAUGCCACACCCUAAUAUUCUGAAACCAGGUUUUCUCCGACCGAAUAUAUCCCCCCAAACUCCACCUAGACCAACCUAUUCUCAAAGGUCCGUGUCAACACUAGACCGGACUAUGCGUCAGAGUAUGAUGGAUUCAGUACCUGGUCGUCCUCCUCUGUUUGGACCCAGACCAUCUUUGCCCGGGAUCAGAAAAUCCCAAGUCGAUACAGUAGCUGGACCGCGUCUACCACCUCCUUUCCUAGCGGGCAUAAAUCAACUUAGAAGAAAUUGAACAGAAUUUAUGAAAUACUUUUCCAUGAUAUUUGAAUGAAUUAUAAGAAAAAAUAUUUAUUCUGCUGUCUACAGUUGAUGUUCUACUAAAUGCUGAUAUUUUCGGUUUUAACUGAGAUAUUAGAUAA